AUGCUGCCCUACCUGUUUCCUGAGCUGUCCACCUUUGCCAUGGUCGCCGAUCUCAUCACCCACCUUCGCACUAGUGACACUCGCCUUCGCGCCGCCCUCCCCACACAUUUCUGUACUACGAACCCGCCUCCGAUGUACUGGUCCCUCCACUUCAUAGUUACCCGCCUCCCUGACUCUCUGCGCUCAGUCAGAGACUAUUUUCUUGCUCGCAGUCCCACCGACCUCAUUGUAGACCUCCUAGAGGAGUGCCUCCUUGCAGCAGAGAAGAGCAUUGUUGCUGUAGGUGCUGCUCGCGGCGCUCCUCGCACCCCCAUCUUUGAGGGGUGCUCUCCCUCUCCCCUCGCCCCCUCCUUCGCUACUGCUGCUGCUGUUGUCUUCCAUGGUGCUGAGUAUGCUGGUGCUGCUUCUGCUCCUAGUGGGAGGCGCCGCAACGGCAAGGGCAAGGGAGCCAAGGGCAGUGGAGGUGGCCUCGGGGGGGGUGGUGGUGGAGGAGGUGGAGGAGGAGGAGGUGGCGGAGGGCCUGGUGGCGGGAGUGCUGGCGGGAGUGGUAGCGGCGGUGGAGGCAGUGGCGGCGGGGGGGGGGGGGGGGGUGGCGGCGGCGGUGGCGGUCGGGGUGGAGGCACUGGCGCUGGCCAGAGCCAGCAGCAGCAGCAGCGUCCCCAGACGUCUCAGCAGCUUCGUGAGUGGUUAGCUCAGCGUCGGAAGUCUGGGGGUGGUGGUCGCUACCCAUAUGUCAUUCGUACAGGUGACCGUAAGGGUCAGACGUGCAACAAGCUUCACACCCAGUACCGCUGCUUCUCCCGCCUUGAUGACCGACGCCUGGUGUGA
Messenger RNA from Closterium sp. Yama58-4, 828 nucleotides. Lineage: Eukaryota; Viridiplantae; Streptophyta; Zygnematophyceae; Desmidiales; Closteriaceae. The record is from the annotation of a GenBank genome assembly.